Dioscorea cayenensis subsp. rotundata (Guinea yam) is the source of this 2316-nucleotide messenger RNA. RefSeq names its product probable protein phosphatase 2C 6. Lineage: Eukaryota; Viridiplantae; Streptophyta; Magnoliopsida; Dioscoreales; Dioscoreaceae. The coding region runs from base 349 to 1944 and encodes 531 amino acids. The transcript is spliced from 6 exons. Gene Ontology annotation, biological process: protein dephosphorylation. Gene Ontology annotation, molecular function: cation binding; protein serine/threonine phosphatase activity. The record is from RefSeq and is a predicted model, not a curated record.
CGUGUUUACUUUCUCUCUCUCUCUUCAGGCGCGCGCACACACACACUCUGUAGAGCUCUCCUUCGAUCAACCUCCAGCCAAACAAAAGAGAUAAUAGAUUCAGAUAAAGAAACGAGAAAUCAUCUCCUUCUCCCUUCUUCUUCUGCCCUUCGAUCCCUGGGGCUGGGUUUGGGGUGUUGAAAAGCUUGAUCUGGGACUGUGGUGAAACCCUUGGGAGAGGGGAUUUGGGGGAUGGGAAGGCGCGCGGAACCCGUGAGCCGCGCCGGGGGAGUAUUUCGGAGUCAUGAGGAGGAGGAGGAAGAGAAGGGAUUUGCUGAGCAAUGAGGAUCUGUUUAGGGUUUGGAGUUGAUGGAGGAGAUGGCGCCUGCUGUGACCCUGCCGUUAAGGAUUGGCAGCCCUCUCUGUGAUAAUCCGAUGGAGAUCACGAGACUCAAACUGAUGACUGAUACUGCCAGUGUGAUGUCUGAUCCGAUGGCCAUUGAGGAACAGCGGGGAGUUCCGGCGGACGCUGUGGCGGAGGAAGAUGGGACCGGAGAUGAUCUUGAAGUACGGACUUUGCCCGCAAGUGAUGAUGAUGAGGUGCUGUCUAUUGGGCCAGAGCCGGAGACGGAGCUUUCGGCCGGGAGCUCUUGCUCUAUGGUUAGCGAUUGUAGUAGUAUUGCCAGUGCUAUGGAGGACUCGUCGGGCCUGGAUGUUGUUUUUGACUCUGGAACGUUGAGUUCCGCUGAUGUCGUGAAAAAUAUUGGCGCUGUUGGUGAUACCAUUCCUGGGCCGCCGUUGGGAGAUUUGGCAGUUAAUGUGCUGCCUUUGUCUGCUGAGGAUUCUGUUUCCAGAGUGUUGUCAAUUGGUGAGCCAACUGUCCAGGGAAACCAGAACAGUGGGACUGGUGGACGGAGUGUGCUUUUGCGGGAUUAUGUGCCACUGUGGGGAUCCAUUUCAAUCUGCGGGAGAAGACCGGAAAUGGAAGAUGCGGUGGUGGCUGUGCCCCAGUUCUUUGAUAUUCCGAUGACGAUGCUACCUGCUGACCUUGUUGUAGAUGGCAUCAACGCUGAUUUGAUAUCUCUGCCUGGUCAUUUCUUUGGAGUUUAUGAUGGGCAUGGUGGAGCUCAGGUUGCUAACUAUUGCCGAGAGCGUGUACAUCUGGCAUUGGUUGAAGAGUUGAGAAAUAUAAGAGCGAGCACUGGAGGAACCAGCAGGGAUGAUUGGCAGAAACAAUGGGAGAAGGCCUUCAUCAGUUGUUUUCUGAAGGUUGAUGAUGAGGUUGGUGGGAAAGUUAGUAGAGGUGCUUCCGGAGGUACAAGUGAUGUAUCUGGGGAAAUCAGUACCAGUCUGGAUCCUGCUGGUAUAUCAGAACCUGUUGCGCCAGAGACUGUGGGAUCUACUGCUGUGGUUGCUGUUAUUUGUUCAUCUCACAUUGUCAUUGCAAAUUGUGGGGACUCUAGGGCAGUCCUCUGUCGUGGGAAACAGCCUGUAGCUUUAUCUGUCGAUCAUAAACCGAACAGGGAUGACGAGUAUGCUAGAAUUGAAGCUGGGGGAGGCAAGGUUAUUCAGUGGAAUGGAUACCGUGUCUUUGGAGUCCUUGCAAUGUCAAGAUCAAUUGGGGACAGGUAUCUGAAACCAUGGAUCAUUCCUGACCCAGAAGUCACAGUUGUUCAAAGAGCAAGGGAAGACGAAUGUCUAAUUCUAGCUAGUGACGGCUUAUGGGAUGUCAUGUCCAAUGAGGAAGCAUGUGAUGCAGCCCGCAGACGGAUUCUGCUCUGGCACAAGAAGAAUGGUGCCACUGCCACACCAUGUCUCAUCCAAAGAGGCGAGGAAGCUGAUCCUGCUGCUCAAGCAGCUGCUGACUACCUUUCCAAACUUGCCAUCCAGAAGGGAAGCAAGGAUAACAUCUCGGUCAUCGUAGUGGACUUGAAAGCCCAGAGGAAGUUCAAGAGUAAAGCUUGACAUGCUGGGCAUUGUAAAGUUGAGCUAUUGCAGGCAUAACUGGUGGGGAAAUGAAGAUGCAAUGCUGGGGAUUGUUAGAGCUUCUCCACACAAGUUCCAAGGCUCUUUGAGGUAUUAUUUUGAGUUCAUUCUACCCUCAUGCUUCUCUUACCUGUUUAACUCUAUAAUAACUUGGAUGAUCAAAUGCCGGAGGGAUUCAUACAGUAAUUGAGUUCUAUUUCUCUAUUUUUCUGUAUCGAAGUCACUGGCUCUCAUGUAUAUAUUUUUUCUGUAAACCAUCUGAAGGGAAUUUUAUGUUGUUUGUAUACUUGUUUCUUUGUAUGGAGAAAGAAACCUUCAAUGUAUGUUAAUAUGUUUCCUUUGAUUGGUAAA